Molecule: messenger RNA, 702 nt
Organism: Morchella sextelata
Lineage: Eukaryota; Fungi; Ascomycota; Pezizomycetes; Pezizales; Morchellaceae
Exons: 1
Coding region: 1-702 (233 amino acids)
Source: RefSeq, a predicted model, not a curated record
AUGCCACGCACCCACGACUCCAGAACCCCCUCCGGCGACUGCGCCACCGUCCGCUCCUACUACUCCAACAACCCCAUCCCGGUCAACAGCGACGCCCCUCCAUUCCACCAUUACCGCCCUUUCCGCAUAACCAAAGCCACCCCCCACGCCCCUGGCGGCGACAUUGCUGUGCCCUGGGAUUGGCUCCACGGCGGUAGCACUGUCUGGGAUACCAAAAUCGAUCCCGAUAUCCUGUGUGUCCGUAAAGCGCUCGACGAUCUGGCCAGUGCGGUGAGAAAGCUAGUGCAGGAUCAUACGGACCUGAACCAUGAUCCAAAACGCAUUAGCGAUGCCCGGAGUGACCAGGAGGCGUAUUGGGCGCUGUUUGUGAAGUGGUAUAAAUUCACCGCCCCUGCUGAAGUCGUGGAUGUCUAUAUCAAUGUGACGCAUUUCUGGAGAGAGGGGCACCCGGGAGGCGAGCUUUUCAAAAGACAUCCGAUAACUGAGAAGGGUAAUCAUUGGUAUGGCAAGACGAACAGGGUUAAUAGGGUGUUGUCGCUGUUGCUGAGUCAGUGGAAUGACCUGCUAGAGUGGUGCGAGUGUUUUGCGUCGUCGACGAAGAUCGUGGAGUGUUUGAAUCCGGAUGGUAAAGGUGCAAGGUGCCUACCCCUUGAUAUUCCAAUUAUAGAUUUGAAUGAUCCCAUGAUUCAGCGUCAGUUAUAG